This is a messenger RNA of Amborella trichopoda, 2273 nucleotides long. Its product is annotated as putative magnesium transporter NIPA3. Lineage: Eukaryota; Viridiplantae; Streptophyta; Magnoliopsida; Amborellales; Amborellaceae. Gene Ontology annotation, cellular component: membrane. Gene Ontology annotation, molecular function: magnesium ion transmembrane transporter activity. The record is from RefSeq and is a predicted model, not a curated record. Gene Ontology annotation, biological process: magnesium ion transport.
CAUAUUCAAAUUAAAAGCUCCCCAGAGUAACGGAAGCAACAUUCAUCUUCUUCCUCCAACUCACCAUCAUCAUCACAUACAUAGCAUACCCAUACAUGCAUGCAUGUCUCAUCUCAUGUGGCUUACCCAUCAUCAAAUGCCAUGCAAUGCAUUAGGCCAGGUCAUGCAUCUUUGCCUGGCAUGUCAAUUGCCUCAAGUUCCCCAAUUUAUGAGGACUCUUCUUCGAACGAACCCAUAAUUCGCAAUCGUCCACUCGUUUCAAAGAGCAAACUCAUCAUCAUCAUCAUCAUCAACCAUAACAUCAUUGCUACUCAUCCAUGCAUUCCAUCUGGCUCAAUAAUCUCACAGCACUAGUCUUUCUUGUGGAUGAAGAAAUAUUCAUGGGCUGAAAGAAUUGGAAAAACUUGAAUCCAUCAAUGGGUUUAUCAAUGGAUAAUGUCCGAGGGCUCAUUCUCGCGCUCUCGUCAAGCAUUUUCAUUGGAAGUAGUUUCAUAGUGAAGAAAAAAGGGCUGAAAAGAGCAGGGUUUUCAGGCGUUAGGGCAGGUUUAGGAGGCUAUUCAUACCUUUAUGAGCCUUUAUGGUGGGUUGGAAUGGGUGCAAUGGUUAUUGGUGAGGUUGCAAAUUUUGCUGCUUACGCAUUUGCUCCUGCAAUUCUUGUAACUCCUUUGGGAGCACUGAGUAUCAUAGUCAGCGCAGUUCUGGCUCAUUUUAUUUUAAAAGAGAAGUUGCACAUAUUUGGCGUUCUUGGUUGUGUUCUUUGUGUUGUGGGUUCUACUGCUAUUGUUUUGCAUGCUCCUCAAGAGAAAGAGAUCGAAUCAGUUAAGCAAGUUUGGAACCUUGCUCUUGAGCCAGGUUUCAUUGUUUAUUGGUGCUUGGUUCUUGCCUUAGUUGUUCUUCUUGUUAUCUGUGUUGUUCCUCGUUAUGGCCAGUCCCACAUGAUGGUCUAUAUUGGAAUAUGCUCUCUUAUGGGGUCUCUUACGGUCAUGAGUGUGAAAGCAUUGGGAAUCGCUCUAAAACUAACAUUCUCUGGAAUGAAUCAGUUUGUCUACGUGCAAACUUGGGUGUUCACAAUUGUUGCUACAAUUUGCAUUCUCACUCAGAUGAAUUAUUUGAACAAGGCACUGGAUACCUUCAACACUGCUGUGAUAUCUCCAGUGUAUUAUGUAAUGUUCACUACUCUAACCAUUGUUGCCAGCGUAAUCAUGUUCAAGGACUGGACUACACAAAAUGCAUCUCAGAUUUUGACAGAGUUAUGCGGCUUUGUAACUAUUCUCUCAGGAACCUUUCUUCUCCACAAGACAAAGGACAUGGGUAGUAACUCAUUGCCUGAUAAUCAAAGUAUUCUAGCAUCAGCCUCAUAGUGCACUGAGAAUCACUUGAUCGCCAUUGUAAUAUACAAUUUUUUGGUUCUUUUUGCCCACUGACAUCACAUGCCAUAUCCCUUUUGGAACAUAUUCAACUUCAAGCUGUCCAUAAGAAAGUAUUAGGGAAAGCCUACUAUAAAGCAAUGGAGUGUGAUGUAUGACUUUAAAGCUACUUCACCAACAGUUCCCAGUGAUGGAUGCAUGGAGACCAAGUGGAAUGUGAUUCACCCAGGUAAACUUAAUUUCCUCUGUCCAUUAAUGAGAAAGAUAGUGGUAUAGCAUGGAGUAUCAUAUGACAUGGUGCUUGGACCAUGGUGUACUUCCUAAAGUGUUAUAACCUUGAAGAGGAAGGCACUCUGCAUGAGAAAGGUCAACCACCGUCUUAGUCUUUCAGCAUCAUAGAGAACAAGAAAGGCUUGUGAACUGCUCAUGUUCAAAUAAAUGAAUUUUGUUAUUAAAUUUAUGGGCUCAUGCAGUGCACUUCGGCGGAGGCACACUAGACACGUCCUCAAGGAAAAACCUAUUUAGGAGUAUUCUUUUAUCUGAAAAUUUCUACUUUAAAAUAUCUCAAUGAGUAUUUUAGAAAAGAAAAAAAAAGGACUAUACACUUUGAGUUCCUAAACACCUAGGCCUGGCCAUCUAUAAAUUAGCCAUAUUAUGUUCAAUCCUUGCAUUUUUUUUAAAAGCAAAUAUAGAGUCCUUAUGAAAUUUUUAAUGUUGGUCCGUAGAAGGAGGAGGAUACAUCGACAAAAUUUUGGGUCCUAAAAAGUACUCCUAGAUAGUAUGUUACUACAGGGAGUAAAUGUGAGAUAUGCUUAAGAAGGAGCAUACACUUUUUUCCCUAAAUUUACUUCUCAAGUGCCUCUCACGGGAAAUUAUGUAAAGCUAGGUUUAUAUGGAUUCAUAAGU